This is a messenger RNA of Erigeron canadensis, 2149 nucleotides long. RefSeq names its product GATA transcription factor 26-like. NCBI's taxonomy places the organism in Eukaryota, Viridiplantae, Streptophyta, Magnoliopsida, Asterales, Asteraceae. The transcript is spliced from 8 exons. Gene Ontology annotation, biological process: regulation of DNA-templated transcription. The coding region runs from base 215 to 1861 and encodes 548 amino acids. The record is from RefSeq and is a predicted model, not a curated record. Gene Ontology annotation, molecular function: sequence-specific DNA binding; zinc ion binding.
ACAGGUUUUUGUUGAAAACUAUUAAAUACCCAGUUGAGUUUUAUGAAUAUAUUUUCCGGGUUUUAAUUUUUCUGUGGUAAAAAACUAAAAAUUACCUUUCUUUACAGGGAAUAGUUACUUUCUUGAAAAAGAUAUAAUUUGGAUUUUUUUAAAAAUUUUUUUGUUUGUAAUAUUGUAUAUUUAUUUGUAAAGAAAAACAGUUUGUUGUUCAGAGAUGGGAAAGCAAGGACCUUGCUAUCACUGUGGUGUUACAAGCACUCCUCUAUGGCGAAACGGGCCUCCAGACAAGCCUGUUUUAUGCAAUGCGUGUGGAUCACGUUGGAGAACCAAAGGAUCACUUGUGAACUACACUCCUCUUCAUGCUCGAGCGGAGAAUGAUGAUUUUGUGGAUCAUCGAGUCUCUAGAGUGAAGACCAUAUCCAUUAAGAACAAAGAAGCAAAAGUACUAAAAAGGAAACAGAAUUAUGACAAUGUAGUAGGCGGCAACACUAGCAUUAUAUUCGGCGGUGGUAGUAUUGGUGCUGGUAGUGGGCUGGCAUAUGAAUACCAUAACCAGGGUGGUUUUCGCAAAGGGUUUGAUGAGGAUACUAGCAAUAGGUCGAGUUCUGGCUCUGCUAUAUCUAAUUCUGAUGGCUAUAUGCAGUUUGGCAGUGCAGAUGCUAGUGAUUUAACAGGUCCAGCCCAAUCAUCUGUUGUGUGGGAUACUAUGGUACCUUCUAGAAAAAGGACAUGUGUUAAUCGGCUUAAGCAAUCUCCCGUCGAAAAGCUUACUAGAGAUUUGCAUACCAUCUUACAUGAACAACGGUCUUAUUUUUCUGGAUCAUCUGAGGAAGAUUUGAUUUUUGAAAGUGAUACUCCAAUGGUUUCGGUUGAGAUAGGACAUGGGAGUGUACUUAUGCGCCAUCCAAACUCAACGACUCGAGAAGAGGAAUCUGAAGCGAGUUCUCUUUCUGUUGAUACAAAAAAUGAGGCUUAUUCACGAUUGACCACCCAUCCUGUAUAUAAUGCCAACAAGGGUGGAAACUUCUCGAGCCGGCCCAAAAAGCCCAUGAAUCAAGAACAUGUGAACAGAGAUAAUGACGAGAAAUUACAGAUCCUCAUGAAUCAUAACUCUCCACUAUGCAGCAUAGAUUUAAAAGAUGUUAUCAACUUCGAGGAGUUUAAAAGACAUUUGACAAAUGAUGAACAACAACAACUGUUCAAGUAUUUAACUGUGGAUGACACUGUUCAAGUCCCCGAUAGUCUCAAAGGCCUGUUUGAUAGCCCUCAGUUUAAGGAGAAUUUAUCCUCCUUCCAGAAACUUCUUGGUGAAGGGGUUUUUGAUCUUUCAUUACCAAUGGUGAAACAUGAAGGCUGCAGAACAUUGAAGAAGCUUGCUCUUUGUAGUGCUAAAAAAUCCGAUUGGGUGGAGAAACAUAAUAUGCUCCAGAGUACAAAGUGUAACGAUGAUAGCAGUGGGCAGGAAAUUGGUGGAGUAUGUAAUGCCGUGACACCUGGUCAUUCAGUAAAUGUAAAGAGGUCCUUAGAUGCCCAAUUUCAACCAUAUCCAGGACCAAAGGGUGCAAUGAAUUGCCCCAAGAGAACAUCAAUGAAGGCGAGCUAUGAACACAAGGAGCUUAUGGACAAUGACGGCCCUGGAUUCAGCCCAAGGAGCCUGUUCUCCUUACCACCUGAUCAUAGCUCCCUAAUGCUCGGUUCAUUGAGAUAUGCAGAUGAACAUUGUGAUCAAGAUCUUCUGCUAGAUGUUCCGUCACACUCAACUUUCCCUCAGGCAGAACUACUCAUACCACCUUCAAGUUUUGCAGCAGCCCAAGCAAGCACUAGCAGUAGCUCGAUAUAUCAAAAAUUUGCAGGACCUUGACAAAGUAGUUGAAAUCUCUAGGGCGAUGUAGGUGACUUUUCUACUACGAUGACCGUAUCCCAUAGCAUUGUAAUUAAACUUUGUAGCCGCUGUGUACUUAAUAACUUGCUACCGUGGCUUUGUUGGUUACAUUUGCACACGAUUUUAUGGUUUGGGUUCUCAUUGUAUUUUAGAUCCCCCAAACAUUUAGUCUGCAAACUACUGUCUGAUGACUGAUGGUUUUUCUUUUUGGUUCUUUUUUGUAUGUGAUGACAAAAUAUAGAAUUAAAAAAGCUUAAAAAUGCAAAA